Molecule: messenger RNA, 1482 nt
Organism: Oncorhynchus tshawytscha (Chinook salmon)
Lineage: Eukaryota; Metazoa; Chordata; Actinopteri; Salmoniformes; Salmonidae
Gene: vma21
Product: vacuolar ATPase assembly factor VMA21
Exons: 3
Coding region: 103-420 (105 amino acids)
Biological process (GO): vacuolar proton-transporting V-type ATPase complex assembly
Cellular component (GO): endoplasmic reticulum membrane
Source: RefSeq, a predicted model, not a curated record
UGUUACCAGGAAGUCUUAUGUUUUCAUCGCCACACUGCAAGAGCCAUCGACAUAGGCAAUAUUUUCUAGAAAAGAUUACUGUGUCAUUCAGUUAAACCAAAAAUGGAUAACUAUAAUAAACAAUCUUUGAACUCAAUGCCAGGUCCUGUUCCAGAUUUCAGAGGGAACGAUGGAUCAUUGGUGUCUGUACUGAAGACAUUGCUGUUUUUCACGGUCAUGAUGAUAACCCUGCCAAUAGGAUUAUAUUUUACAUCAAAAUCAUAUAUUUUUGAAGCUUCUGGGUAUUCCAGCAAUGACAGUUAUUUCUAUGCUGCCAUCGUGGCAGUGAUAGCUGUCCAUGUGGUCUUGGCCCUCUUUGUGUAUGUUGCAUGGAAUGAGGGCACCGGCUCACAUCAGACAAGAGAAGGAAAGCAGGACUAGGAGGAUCAGGCUGUGUGUGGACCAGAAGAGGGUGACCACAUCACUACCACCACACACAGAGAAGACAGUGAGGCUACAACCUAGAGCCCACUGAUGCAGUGCAAUAGUGGAUGGUUGAUGUUCAGGAUUUAUAUGGUUGGAGAAGCACGAAAGUAUGCAAUGUGGUGUUCAGGCAUAAGAAUAUGCAGCAAUUGCUCAAUGAGUUUGUCCAGUUUCAGCAGUUAAAAAAUUAGGGACAACUAUUUUUAAGACAUGGGGCCCUAUUAAAUCUAACCUGGUAACAGGGCUUUGGGGAUGAGUCAAAAUCAUGUUUUUGAUAGGUUUUCUUAUGGAAGGGAAGAGUAUUAUAUUUUGGUGUAUUGCCAUAUGCCAUUAAGGUAAUCAAUCAUCAUUCAGUCAUUGUUUUGAAUCUAAAUACUUGAUAAACAUCUGUAGGUAUCAACCUAAUAUGAACACCUGUGGCUUUGCAUCAUCGGAGGUUAGAUUGUAUCAAAAUAAAAAAUAAUAGAUAAAAUAGAUGGCUGAUGAUAAGUCUUAAUGUCAUGUACCACAUCUAUCUUCACUUCAUCUGUUUUUUUUACUUUAGAAUGCAUGUUUUUUUUCUCACUGAUUCCUUCAAAUGUGAUUUGCACAUUCUAGUUUGUUGAACUCCCAAGGCUCUUUUUGACUGUCACAUAUGUUGUAUUCUAUGUUUGUUUUCACCCAAUUUGAUACAAUUCAUAAUGAUACGUGAAAUACCCAUGAAGGCAUUUUUAUUGAUCAUGCUUGCAGAGACCUCCACCCUGGGUCUCUUUCUGUAAGCUUGUCUCAACAAAAAAUAUAUUCAAACUGACACCAUGAAGGUGUGCUGUCAGGGUUUGACAAUUGGAUGAAAUUGAAUAGUCAUUGGGGGAAAACAUUCAUCUCUGAUUUGUGGUUCAAGAAUUAUAACAAAAAUGUUUUCAAUUCACACAGCAAAUACUUACUGGAAAAACAAGAAAGAAUGAAGGUCUUGACUUAAUGACAAGCAGCAAACCAAAAGUUUAAAAACAUGGAAAGUAAAGACAAUCAUGGAAACCUUGA